CUAUGACCGAGCUUGGCAUCUAUAGGCUUCUGUGAAGUGUUCAAAAAACUUCCAGAUAGUUAAGCUACAAAUAAAGGCGUGUUAUUGAAUAUUUUGAAGAUACAAUUAUUAAAAUUUACUUCUUAUGUAUAUUUGAUCAUUGUCAAAGCACAUAGAAGACAAAUAAUUAAAUUAAUGGAAAAUAUGACUAGUGACACAGAAACAAAUCACAGUCAGUAUCCUUGCAAUUUUAAAUUCCAUAAAUUCGUGGAUGAAGAGGUUAGAAUUAGUUGUCACAUUAUAAGAAUGGAAGACAGCUUAUAUUUAUGGGUUGGAGAUGCUAAACAUUCUGUCAUGAAUAAUCUUGCUUUUGCACUUAGAUCAAAUUAUGAAUCAGUACCGAUUGCUACAAAGAUAAUGGGUGCAGUGGCAGAUGAAACUUCCACUAACAUAGCUAAACGUUUAACAAAAAAAUUGGGAAAACCUGUAUAUGUUAGUUUUAAUUUACAGGCUGAUAGAAUAUUAUUGCCUCAGAUCGAGCAGAGAAUACAUCAAGAAUUUAAAACAAAUGAAGAACUAACAAUAUUUUGAUAAAUUUUUAUAUUUCAUCCCAGAUAUCUUGUAACUUUUCAAUAAUACGACUGUGUAAUAUAAAAUUUAUGUAUAUUGUAUGGCUAUAUGUACGAAAUUUAAUUUUAUAAUAAAUUAAAUGGAUCAUGUUAAUACAAUACAUUAAGUAAUAUUUGUUUUAUAUGUAUUGGUACUAUAAAUAUAUUCUUGCAUUCUUUUAUUUUUA
This is a messenger RNA of Vespa mandarinia (Asian giant hornet), 775 nucleotides long. Its product is annotated as proteasome assembly chaperone 4. Lineage: Eukaryota; Metazoa; Arthropoda; Insecta; Hymenoptera; Vespidae. Gene Ontology annotation, biological process: proteasome assembly. The record is from RefSeq and is a predicted model, not a curated record.